UCGCCGGUGGCUCGCGGAGGCCUGCGGCCUGACCGAGGAGUGAGCGCGAGGCCUUGCCUUAGCUGGAGAAAAUAGAUACUCUAUAUCGGUCUUUUUGCCGGUACACGAGGCGACGGCGUUUGAGAGCUGGCGCCGCUUCCGCUGGCGCCUUUCGCGCCCGCGCUCGGCUCGCGUAACCUCGUAACUUUUUUUGCACGCGAAGUGUGUUAAGAAACCAGCAGAGAAGCGCCCUCUUCUUCCCGCCCUCUCUCUCUCUCCCUUCUCGUCCACUCUUCCCUUCAAUGGGGCCUCUGUGGCCGCCCAAGUAAACCUGGUUAUUUCGCCUCCUAGGCUGGAGGUGACGGCACCCCGGCUUGGGCAUUUCGGCUCUUCCUUCUCUUCGAGGCGCUUGGCUGUUUUUGUAUCUGAGGCCCAAAAAAGCCCCUCCUUUCGGGUCUUUAGCCUAGUGUACUGUUAUUUUUCUGUAUUUUGUAAGGAAAUUAACUGUGCAGAGCGCCCCUUAAAAUCUGUAAGGAAUUCCCGGUUUUCAGUUUUUCCCCACCUCUUUUUAAAAUUCUUUUGAGCUGGUUCUUUGAUAGCAUACCAAGUUUGUCCAGCUUCAACUCUUCGAUCUUUCUGAAAAGAUUGUCUCUAAUUUAUGUCUCUGUAAUGCAAUCAUCUUACAUUUGGCAGGAAACCACUUCUAAUCCUCAAACUUCAGAAGAAGAAAAAACUGAGACAUCAUCAGCAAGUCAGGAGAUUGUCAGUCCUGAACCAUACAUCAAGCAUCCAUUACAAAACAGGUGGGCACUCUGGUUCUUUAAAAAUGACAAAAGUAAAACCUGGCAAGCAAAUCUUCGUCUGAUCUCAAAAUUUGAUACUGUUGAAGAUUUUUGGGCGUUAUAUAACCAUAUCCAGCUUUCUAGUAACUUAAUGCCUGGUUGUGACUACUCACUUUUUAAGGAUGGUAUUGAGCCUAUGUGGGAAGAUGAGAAAAAUAAACGAGGAGGACGAUGGCUAAUUACACUAAACAAGCAGCAGAGACGAAGUGACCUUGAUCGCUUCUGGCUAGAGACACUGCUGUGCCUUAUAGGAGAAUCCUUUGAUGACUACAGUGAUGAUGUAUGUGGAGCUGUUGUUAAUGUUAGAGCUAAAGGUGAUAAAAUAGCAAUAUGGACUACUGAAUGUGAAAACAGGGACGCUGUUACACAUAUAGGGAGAGUAUACAAGGAAAGGUUAGGACUUCCUCCAAAGAUAGCGAUUGGUUAUCAGUCCCAUGCUGACACAGCUACUAAGAGCGGCUCCACCACUAAAAAUAGAUUUGUUGUUUAAGAAGACACAUUCAGAGUGUUUCAUAGGAGACUGCGUCAAGCAAUCGAGAUUUGGGAGCUGAACCAAAGCCUCUAUAAAAGCAGAGUGGACUGCAUUUAAAUCUGAUUUCCAUCUAAAUGUUGCAAAAUUUGUGAGUCUCAUUUGCUUUUGUCUUGUACUUCUGUGUUUUCUUUUUCUCCCCAUUUUUGGCUGAGGUAACCUUUACUCAAUCAAAGAAUUUCAGUACAGCUUUUGCUCCCUGAAUUCAUAAAUGGUCCUUCAGUUCAUUCUGUGAUGCUUCUUAGGAAAGUACUUAGUAUAUUAAAAGAAUGCCCAGAAACAGUGCCAUUUCUGCAGGGGAAUAAACUACUACUUUUUUCACCUUUGCAUUGUAUGCAAUAACAUGUUUUGCUGGUUUGGAAGAAGAAUAUGAUGCAUACAUUUUCUAGCAAAUCUUUAUACAGCAUUAUCAUUGCUGUAACUGAUACUGAUGGCUGCUAGAUUUAAUUUAUUUGUUUCCCUUUCUGGUAACAUUAGUGAUAUUCUGAUUUCAUUUCUUGCUCAUUGUAACAUUGGUGAAGGAUCUGGGAAUAUGACAAAAGGUUUAAUAAACAUUAAUUUUGUGCAUUCUUUGGUAAUUAUUUUGUAACAUCAAAGCUUUGCUACAAGUUUCAUGCAUUUCAAGUCAAAUCAGUGAUAUGUUUGUGUGAUUUCCUGAACAUAAUUGUGGAUUUUAAAAAAUGUAACACCAUAAUUACAUUCCUUACUAGAAAUAGUAUUCCUGUUUUUUGUAUCUUAUGCUGUAUUUUAACACUUUGUAUUCCUUAGGUUAUGUUUGCUUUGGUUUAAGAGCGGCUCAAAGAGAAAAGCAGUCCCAUUCAUAUUAAGACAGUGUACAAAACUGUAAAUAAAAUGUGUACAGUGAAUUGUCUUUUAGACAAGUAGAUUUGUCCUUUUAUUUCAUUAUACUGAUGUGUUUUGUACUACUUCUGACAAGACAGUCUAUUGUGGCUUCUAUUGUAGUGUAUAUUCCAGAAGUUAACUCUUAACCUACAGCCGAAUUCAAGCUAUGCUAGGUUUUAAUAAAUCUUAGAUAGCAUUGUCUGGAAAUGGAAUUACAUUGCUGUGACUGUAUUUUAAAUGAAUAUGUUCACUUAACUGUUCAAUGUAUUACAUUGUUUCCAGGCCAGCAUUUUUGGAAAUUAACGUAACUGACCUGUCAGUGCCUCCACAGAAAACAAAUCUGGAACUAUUAAACAUGAGUGUAAGAAAAUGAACCAAUUAUGAGAAUUAUAGCAAAUGGCUUUCUGCUGCUGAAGGUAGUUAAGAGAAUAGCAGGUUGCUUUAAGUUGUCACCUAAAAGAGAUACAUGUAAGGUUAACAAGGCAGUCCCAAAAUAUAUAGGCCAUAAUAACUGGAUGCUGGAUGGCCUUCAAUUGAGUAGUAAAUUCAGAAAUCCUAGGAGGGUGUUUUAAUGGCCUAAAUCUGUCUUGGUCUGAAGAACAUUUACUAAGAUUGCUGCUGUCUCACUGUGACUUCCACUAUAUUGAGAUGGAUCUUCCCCCCCCCCUUUCUUUUUUAAUGGUAAAUGUCUUGAUAAUUGAAGAUUUGCCAAGGUUGUUGAUUUUGCCUUUUGGUUCCUGCAGGCUAUCUAGCAUGAACCCAAAUAGCAUUUGUAUAAAUACUAGUACUGUAAUCUUGCAGUUAACCCUUCCCCUAAUAAUAAAUUCAAUAGCUCUUGUAUUAAA
Molecule: messenger RNA, 3038 nt
Organism: Pogona vitticeps (central bearded dragon)
Lineage: Eukaryota; Metazoa; Chordata; Lepidosauria; Squamata; Agamidae
Source: RefSeq, a predicted model, not a curated record